AGCAUUUCGUUUCGAUCGAAACCAUGUUGUCGUCGAAUAAGAUCACCCUGAAGAGUUCCGAUGACAAGUCCUUCGAGGUCGACGAGGCUGUGGCUCUCGAGUCUCAGACCAUCAAGCACGCGAUAGAGCUUUGCGCCGACAACUUCAUCCCUCUUCCCAACGUGACAAGCAAGAUCUUGGACAAGGUCAUCGAGUACUGCAAGAAGCACGUCGAACCGGCCAACUCUGAGGACCGCACCUUCGAAGAUGAUCUCAAGGCCUGGGACGCGGAGUUCUUCAGGGUUGACCAGGCCACUCUCUUCGAUCUCAUUCUGGCUGCAAACUAUUUGAACAUCAAAAGCCUCCACGAUCUGAUAUGCCAGACUAUUCUGAUCGGGGGCACUGUUAGUAGAUUGGUCUGGCACAACAGCAUCCCUCUUCCCUACGUGCCAAGCAAGAUCUGGGACAAGGUCAACGAGUACCGCAAGAAGCACUAUGAUCUGAAGGUCUGGGACGCGGAGUUCGUCAGGGUUGACGGGGCCACUCUCUUCGGUCUCGUUCAGGCUGCAAACUAUUUGUGCAUCCAAAGCCUCCUGGAUCUGACAAGCGAGAUUGUGGCGGACAAGGGCAAGGGAAAGACCACAGAGGAGAAGCGCAAGAUCUUUGAUAUCGAGGAGGACCUUCCCGAGGAGGAGGAGGACCUUACCGAGGACUUAUCGAGGAGGAAAUUUUUCUUCAAUAUUAUUUUUUUUGAUAAAAUGAAGGAUAUUGUUGUAAGGGUCCAGCUGACCGUAUUAAGAGCAUUUACAUUUGGUCUAUGUACGUGCAUAUGCAAAAUCACUUUUUUUGCAUAUCCACUUUGUCAUUUUAACAAAAUUUUCACGUUGACUUAUGCAUAUUUAAAAUAAAAUAAUAAUAAAUUAUUAUUAUUUUAUUUUAA
Carya illinoinensis is the source of this 919-nucleotide messenger RNA. Its product is annotated as SKP1-like protein 1A. Bases 24 to 887 code for a protein of 287 amino acids. The record is from RefSeq and is a predicted model, not a curated record. Gene Ontology annotation, molecular function: cullin family protein binding. NCBI's taxonomy places the organism in Eukaryota, Viridiplantae, Streptophyta, Magnoliopsida, Fagales, Juglandaceae. Gene Ontology annotation, cellular component: nucleus; cytoplasm. Gene Ontology annotation, biological process: SCF-dependent proteasomal ubiquitin-dependent protein catabolic process. The transcript is spliced from 4 exons.